CUGCCACCGCCACCCUUCGCUCCCCACCGGACCCCCCUCGCUUCUCCCACCCGCUCCCCGACGGUGAGGAACCUUUGCCCGCUCCGUCUCCUCCCUCGGCGCCUCCGGGAGCUCGGCCCGCCCCGCUGUCUGCUCGAGGCUUGGCAGCGGCGAGGAGGAAACCCAGCGCUGGCCCCGCCAGGGCGGGCGGCAGCCGGGCCGAUAUGGGCAGCGCCGAGGAGGAUUAUAACUUUGUCUUCAAGGUCGUCCUGAUCGGGGAGUCUGGAGUGGGCAAAACCAACCUGCUCUCUCGCUUCACCCGCAACGAGUUCAACCACGACAGCCGCACCACCAUCGGCGUGGAGUUCUCCACCCGCACCAUCCUGGUGGGAGACGCCGUGGUGAAGGCUCAGAUCUGGGACACCGCCGGGCUGGAGCGGUACCGAGCCAUCACGUCGGCGUAUUACCGGGGGGCCGUGGGUGCCCUGGUCGUGUUUGACAUCACCAAGCACCAGACGUACGACGUGGUGGACCGCUGGCUGAAGGAGCUCUACGACCACGCCGAGGCCAGCAUCGUCGUCAUGCUGGUGGGGAACAAGACCGACCUCGCGCAGGCUCGGGAGGUGCCCAUGGAGGAGGCGAAAAUGUUUGCAGAAAACAAAGGGCUGCUGUUUGUGGAGACCUCGGCGCUGGACUCCACCAACGUCGAGCAGGCGUUCGAGACCAUCCUGAAGGUUGUGCUCAUCGGGGACUCCGGGGUGGGGAAGAGCAACCUCUUGUCGCGCUUCACCCGCAACGAGUUCAACCUGGAGAGCAAGAGCACCAUUGGGGUGGAAUUUGCCACGAGGAGCAUCCAGGUGGACAACAAGACGGUGAAGGCUCAGAUCUGGGACACGGCGGGGCAGGAGCGGUACCGAGCCAUCACCUCAGCGUACUACCGGGGGGCGGUGGGAGCUCUGCUGGUCUACGACAUCGCCAAGUACCUGACGUACGAGAACGCCGAGCGCUGGCUGAAGGAGCUGCAGGACCACGCCGACGCCAACAUCGUCAUCAUGCUGGUGGGCAACAAGAGCGACCUGCGGCACCUGCGGGCCGUGCCCACCGACGAGGCCAGGAGCUUCGCAGAGAAGAACGGGCUGUCCUUCCUUGAGACGUCUGCUCUGGACUCCACCAACGUGGAGACGGCUUUCCACAACAUCCUCUCGGAGAUCUACCGCAUCGUGUCCCAGAGGCAGAUCACCGGGCAGCCGGAGUCGGAGUUCGGCCCCAGCACCACCAUCGAGCCCAUCCGGGUGCUGCCCACCCAGCAGGAGGGCCGGCAGACCCCCUGCUGCCAGAACAUCUGAGCCCCCUGGGCUGCCCCCAGCGCCCAGCACGUGGUGGCAUCGCGUGUCUCACCCUCUGCCCCCUGCAGCCCCCUGAGCAGGGCGGGCUGGCAGCUGCUUUUGUGUGCAACCUCACGCUGCCCUGUGUUUAUGUAGGACCUACAAAAAUGGGGGGGGGGGGAGGUGCAGGCAAAGCAUCAGGGUGUCUCCCCUCUCUCCCCACGUUUGGGGACAUGCCAUCCCCUGUGUCCCUGCUGCCCCUGCAGGCACAGUCACCCGGUGACUGGGUGGCACUGGACAAGCCCGAACGUGCCGAGUCCCUGUUUGGCGACGCCCUGGGUGCAGCCCCGCGGGGUGGGUGGGGAGGGGGGACACCGGGUGCACCUUCCUCCCACCCAGUGAAAGCAGCAGCGACACGGCCAGUUGCACCCAGCCCUGCCCCUGUGGCACCCAGGGC
Molecule: messenger RNA, 1761 nt
Organism: Empidonax traillii (willow flycatcher)
Lineage: Eukaryota; Metazoa; Chordata; Aves; Passeriformes; Tyrannidae
Gene: RAB25
Product: RAB25, member RAS oncogene family
Exons: 8
Coding region: 204-1325 (373 amino acids)
Biological process (GO): regulated exocytosis; constitutive secretory pathway
Cellular component (GO): recycling endosome
Molecular function (GO): GTPase activity; GTP binding
Source: RefSeq, a predicted model, not a curated record